Molecule: messenger RNA, 1018 nt
Organism: Gamsiella multidivaricata
Lineage: Eukaryota; Fungi; Mortierellomycota; Mortierellomycetes; Mortierellales; Mortierellaceae
Exons: 1
Coding region: 58-846 (262 amino acids)
Biological process (GO): import into nucleus
Cellular component (GO): cytoplasm
Source: RefSeq, a predicted model, not a curated record
CAACCGCCAACAACCAACAACCAACAACCAACAACCAACAACACCAGCAUACCAACCAUGUCCAUCCCAAAGAACUCCUGUCUGAUUUUCGGUGGCACAGGAGCCGUCGGCAAGUGCCUCGUCCGUGACGCCCUCGCCUCCAAUGCCUUCACCCGCGUCCUCACCCUCGGCCGCAGACCCGUCACCACCGACGACAGCUUCACCAACACCUCAGUCCUCGACCAAAAGACCGUUGACUUUGAGAACAUCGCCUCCACAUUCCCCACGGACGACUUGCCCCAGGUGGUCUAUUGCUCACUCGCCACCACCCGAGCACUCGCAGGAUCCGCUGCGGCAUUCAAGAAGAUCGACCAACAAUACGUCCUUGACUCGGCUCGGUACAUUCACGAGAAGGCACCCAAGGACCCCGAGACCGGAAAGUCAAAGGUUCAUUUCCUUUACUGCUCCUCCGCCAAUGCCAAUGCGAACUCGUUCUUUUUAUACACAAAGACCAAGGGCGAGACCGAGAAGGCACUGGCCGAGAUUGGAUUCGAGAGAGUGAGCAUCUUCCAUCCGGCGUACUUGAAAGUAGUCGAGCCUCGUGAGUCAGGAUCGCGAUAUGCAGAGUGGGUACUCGACAGGGCUGUGCCAUUGCUCGAGUUCGUGUCGGAAAAGUUGACGACGGUCAGCGUGGCGACCGUGGCCCAGAGCAUGCGACUGGUCGGCACAUCAGACAGUGUAGAGGUCGAGGGGAUCAAACCGCAGAAGAUCGAGGUGAACCCGGUUUCCAAGUCGAUGGUUACGAUCUACAACAACGCCAACAUCCACGACAUUGUGAAUAACUAUGCCGCGGCGUCCAAGUUGUAAUACGCUGAGGGCGUAGCUGGGCUCCAUCGGAGGGCUAUCCAGUUGAUGCAAUAAUGUACAUAUCGUAGUCGUGCCCGCGUUUAUCGAAUAAAAAAUAUGCCGCCUGUAGCGGCUAGCUGUUAUAUGCCUAGGACGGGGCACUUUGUACCUCCAACGGGGAGCGAGUGGGCCC